CCUCCCCAGCCUAAACCACUACAGCCUGAUGAGUGAUGUCCAGUCGGUAGCCAUGCUGUGUAGUGUGUUCAGGACCCAGGGCUGUUCUCAGGUCUGUCUCUGUCCCUCCUCCCCAGCCUAAACCACUACAGCCUGAUGAGUGAUGUCCAGUCGGUAGCCAUGCUGUGUAGUGUGUUCAGGACCCAGGGCUGUUCUCAGGUCUGUCUCUGUCCCCUCCUCCCCAGCCUAAACCACUACAGCCUGAUGAGUGAUGUCCAGUCGGUAGCCAUGCUGUGUAGUGUGUUCAGGACCCAGGGCUGUUCUCAGGACGACUUCUCUCUGUAUGGACACCACCACCCCCCGCGCUCCACCUUCCUCCCCCCUCAUCACUCACGAUACCCCAGUUACACGUCCAGCUCUGUGACGUCAGGCUCCUGUUCCAGCACCUCAGACUCCGUCACCACCUGGAGCGUCGGUCGAGACCCGGAACACGUCCCUCCCUUGGGGGAAUCCUCGCCUGACGACUAUCGCUAUGCCAACCAGGUUUACUCAGACCCCCGCGAGCGAGAGAGGGAACAACACGACAUGAAUAAAAGGCUGCUGGACCCGGCGAACACGCUGCAGUUCGAUGACUUUAAGAAGUGUUACGGGGAGAUCCUCCAUCGCUGGGGUCUGAAGGAAAAGAGAGCAGAGGUCCUCAAGUUCACUUCCUGUCCUCCUGAACCUCACAAAGGCAUCGAGUUUGGUGUGUACUGCUACCAUUGUCGUAGCCAGGCGCGGGGGACUCAGUGUGCUGUGUGUAAGCGGUUCACCUUCCAGUGUGCCAUCUGUCACGUGGCUGUACGAGGCUCCUCUAACUUCUGUCUGAGCUGCGGCCACGGGGGACACACCUCCCACAUGAUGGAGUGGUUCAGAACACAGGACGAAUGUCCAACAGGCUGCGGCUGUCACUGUCUGCUACAGAGCACCUUCUGAGAGAGACACACUGAGACACACAGACCGACGCAGACACACACACACACAACUACACACACACACAGAGCUCUAAAAGCAGGGGGUUUGACAGACAUUUAACCCUACUAAACACAUGUACACACACACACACACACACCAGUCCAUUAGUUGGAUCCUGAACCGCUGUAGGAGAGCCCGGAGGGGUUGCAUGAUGAGAUGUUAAAGGUGGAGUUGGUUAUGAAGGCCUUAAUGCCUUGACUAGAUUUUCCCCCCUCACACUAAACGGCUGAUUGAAUUCCUUGAAGAGGAUGUAGCUUUUGUUUGUCUGAAACUCUUGUCUGUCACUUAAUAUGCAACAGAUGAAACGUAUCCGUGGAUGGCAGACCCAUUCAGAACCACAUCCCAACGCUCAGUGCUAGCUGGGCCGGUACUGGUCCUCUCAUAAACUAAAUAUUGGAGGAAGAAGAUUUCUGUACAGAUCAUGUGCCAUAUUUGUAUAGAAAUAAAUGUUUUAUGUUUAA
This is a messenger RNA of Coregonus clupeaformis (lake whitefish), 1454 nucleotides long. Its product is annotated as GATOR complex protein WDR59-like. The record is from RefSeq and is a predicted model, not a curated record. The transcript has 5 exons. Lineage: Eukaryota; Metazoa; Chordata; Actinopteri; Salmoniformes; Salmonidae. The coding region runs from base 136 to 954 and encodes 272 amino acids.